Molecule: messenger RNA, 555 nt
Organism: Leptonychotes weddellii (Weddell seal)
Lineage: Eukaryota; Metazoa; Chordata; Mammalia; Carnivora; Phocidae
Source: RefSeq, a predicted model, not a curated record
UAUGUGUGGCUACGACUGUUUUUGUUGGUACAGGAGAGGAGACGCCUAGGAUGCCUCUGAAUACAGACGCUCAAAGUGCGAAGUGACUAGAUGGGAGCCCAGGCGGAAAACGAGGGAAUGGGAGAUAAAGUGGCCUCGUGAAUAGGAAUGCCUGCCCAAAUAUCAGAAUUGGAGAUCAUGGAUGAAGAUCAAUUAAUUGAAGAAGUCUUGGAUAAGUUUGUUAAUUGCCAUGAACAAACAUACGAAGAAUUUCUGAGCACUUUUACUCAUCUUUCAAAAGAGGAUAAUGUGGCCAAAAGAGGGACAUUUGAAACCGAUUCUUCAGAAAACAUAUUUCCUUCAAUAAAAUUUCCUCGUGAAAAUGAACCAAGUGAUCAUCAUCUUAGAAAUAAAGCCAUCUUUCUUCGUACUUCAUCACAAUGUUCAGAAGAGGAACAGAUAGUGAUAGAUGAAGGCCAAAAAGUUGGCAGUUCCUUUCAAGGUGAUCUGAAUCGGGCAGGAAAGGUGAAGGUAAGGCAUGAUUCAAUUUUCUUCCAUAGCAAAAAAUACAAAAAA